AGACAUUCCACUCUACAAGCCACAACAGCGACGACAACAGACUGAGAAACAUGGAGAAAAUACAUGAGAGGAACUGACAAAGGAGAUCCAAAAAUGGCACAUACUUGCCGGAAAAUGAAGCGACAGCACAUCGACGCAUAUCUGUCACUGACAAAUACGCGAAAUCUGUUGGUUUUCGACGAGGAAUACCAGAAUACGUGAGACUUUUUGUCAACAAUCCCGCCGUAAUCCGAGAAGAAGUGAAAAUGGCUGCGGUAGUUGGUACCGAGAAGGGUUCUGAACGGACGGCGAUGGAGAGGUUCGGCGGCGGAGGAAUGGCGCUUCUGCCUUGGACGAAACAGAUGCUCACCGUGCUGUGGGAACAGCUUCGACUGCUGGUUCAGGUCAUUUACUACACCUUCAUGUCGGUUUUUCAGAUGUUCAGGUUUGAAGUUCACGUGAGAAUCACAGACGAGACGGGUCAACACAUCCAGCACAUGACCACGGCGGCAAAUCCAACUGAAUCCUUCCUGUUUUCCUCGUUGUUUGACGGAGACAACGCAGUGAUGGUUGGAGGUUCAAACCCCCUCUCUAACUUCUGUGCUGACGUGGGCGACUCUUUUGCCGGGAAAUCCACUGCUGAGGCCCUGCUGUCCAGUCUGCGUGCCGACGACCUGUGUUGCGGACUUGUGGAUGAUUUUGUGUCAAGAACAGCUGGCAAAGAAGACAGCAUCUUUCUAGGACACCAAUCCAGUUGGAAAAUGGGCUUCCCUGGCGACUGGAACAUCUUUGUAUCGAGCAGCGACAGCUCUAACGACGGCUGCCACAGAAGUAGUGAGAAAAUCUUCAAACAGGAUAUUACAAAGGAGAAAGUUUUCAAACAGGACACUUCAGAAGAGGAGAGAAGUUUUCACUGGAGUAGCGAGGAAGACCAGAACGUAGUUGAAUUUGACAGCGAGGAAAGUAAAGCGCUUUGGGAGUCUCUGUCAAGAUCUAGUGAUCCAUACAAUCCCUUCUUUUUCUCUGCGUGUAUUUCAACAAACACAAAUAUGGGGAAAAAUAAAGGAAAAAUGAUGGACAGCGAAACCGACCUCAUGUCAGUGAGCAAAGCCAGUGAGGAGGUGCUGGGGCCUCGAGGCCUCAACAUCUGGGUCAGUCGCUCUGACAGUGAGAGCAGUUGGAGCAGCUGGGCCAGUUCGGACGGGUCGAGCCCCGACAUCGACGAGGAGAGCGAAAGGCUCUUGGAGUUCUUCAGCAGUCCCGAAGACCCCUACAAUCCCAUGUGCUUCACUGCGUGUACAUUCAGCAGCACGUCACCUCAAACCACCACAGCCUCUAAACAACAGGCCUCACUUCCUGCACCUCCUUCCAAGUCGGACACAGACACAGAGGAGAGGGAGAGCAGCUUUCCUCCUUCAUCUGAAGAUGACGAAGAAGAACAGCUGUGGAAAUCUCUCUGCCACAAGGACGACCCGUACCACCCUCUCAACUUUCAGGCCUGCCUGCAGAGCCCCCAAACAACAACACUCCAGUUUGGAGAAGAUCCAGAUGAUGUCCAGCACGUAAAAAGUCUGCCCACAAAGGGCAAGAAUUGCAAAAAGCGCCCCCAAAAAUCCAGAGCCACUAAGGCCUCUCUGCCAGAGAGGCAGCACUCCCAUCCAGACAAAAUACUAGUACCCUGGAAAAGACCUGGACAAACACCUCAGUCACUGCCAGAGGAGAAGAAGGACAGCAAGGCCAGCACCACCCAGACAAAGGUGCGGUUUUCUCCUCUGGUCCAAGUCCACGUCAUGCGGACCUGGCCGUUUGCGCGCCAAGCUGCUCGUAAAGGACACUGGGAAGAAAUGGCGCGAGACCGGGACCGCUUCCGGAGGCGGGUCCAGGAAACCGAGCAGGCCAUCGGCUACUGCUUCACCCAGCAACACAGAGAGAGGAUGCGGGCGUUUGUGGACGGUGCCUUGAAGUAAAAAAAUAAAAUAAAAUCCUGAACACUGAAUGUUUAAUUUCCUUUUCGGAUGAGAACUUGUGAUUGGUUGCAAUGCAACAGUGAUUUUUGAUUUAGGCCAAUUAGAAAUUUGAUGUUAGGCCAACUUUAAUGUUCGGUGUCAAGUUGAACAACUUUGUACCUCAAAAGGUUUUCUACAUUUUGUGACUGUUGCACUGACUGACACUUUCUCAUAUUAACCUCAGCAUUAACGUGUGGAAUGUUGUUUUUGUAUGCCUUAUAUACUGACCUAGUAAUGUAACUUAUUUAUGCCCUAUGGAGCUUGUUGUUUAUUUUUUACCGUUGGUUUUAACUGUUUGUGUUUUGAUUUGUGUGAACAAACCCCAGUUGUGAUUCUAGAAGUUAAAAGUAGAUAAUGAUGAUAUCGUAAGAAAGCAGAGUUUUGCAGUACAAAGUGUUUCCAAAAGUGUUUUGUUGAAGCAUGAUGUGUAGACAUUCAGUUCUGGUGUGAUUUUUGUCCUGUUCAAAUGUUUUGGUUCUUGACGUUUAAGUUUUGUCUUGUUUUUUGUUCUGAUUUGAUGGCACAUAAGUCGUGUGUGGAGAUGGAUAUGUUAAUUAUUAUAUCAACUGGAUAGAUUCAAACACUUUGUCCAAUGUGAGUCACUCAGCUUCUCAUGGUAACAUCAUAUAGCCAGAAAUAUGUCAAAAAAUGGGCUGUAGCAAAUUUUGUCAUUAGGUGCUUUGCCAAAUCAAUAAAAACAAUGUGACAUUA
This is a messenger RNA of Plectropomus leopardus (leopard coralgrouper), 2696 nucleotides long. RefSeq lists its product as uncharacterized. Gene Ontology annotation, cellular component: endoplasmic reticulum; protein phosphatase type 1 complex. The record is from RefSeq and is a predicted model, not a curated record. NCBI's taxonomy places the organism in Eukaryota, Metazoa, Chordata, Actinopteri, Perciformes, Serranidae. Gene Ontology annotation, molecular function: protein phosphatase regulator activity. Gene Ontology annotation, biological process: response to endoplasmic reticulum stress.